AAAAGUCAUGUACAAGUCCCUCUCCUUUGAUCAAAACACAAAAAAGAUAAACUAAAAAAACUAACAAUACCAUAUCUCCUUAUCUUUAUCAACAACUCAUUAUCCUUUUUAGUUAAUCAUUUUCCCAUUAAUGGCAACAAGAAAAAUCAGAAUUAGUCCUAUGAGUCCUAAUGAUCUACAAUUUGAGUUUGAUGAAGCUGAUAGUUGGAACAAUAAUAAUAGUAAUAUAGUUCCUAGCCACUCUGAGUCCAAAAGAUUGAUACCAAGUUCACGUUUCUUGAAAAAACCAGCAAAAAAAUUUGUGCCUGCAGCAUCAACAUCAUUGCCCGUGAAAGUACCUGAUUGGUCGAAAAUCCUAGGUAACGAGUACGAGAAUUGCUUGAAAGAGACCAACUAUAAUGUUCGAGACAAUGAUGAUUUUGAUGAGGAUAACAGAAUUCCACCUCAUGAAUAUUUAGCAAGGACAAGAAUGGCUUCAUUUUCUGUGCAGGAAGGUAUGGGGAGGACACUUAAAGGAAGAGAUUUGAGUAGGGUGAGGAAUGCUAUUUGGAAACAAACUGGUUUUGAAGACUAACAAUUUUGGAGUUUUUUUGGUUCUUUUAUUUUUUUUAGUUUUUUUCUCUAUGAUCGUAGUGUUGGGUCAGCUUGCGCGUACUUCAACUAAUUUCACAGAGUACUUGCCACCUUCCGUCAGCAUAGAUAUCGGAUAACUCUAUUCACCAACGCUUAGACUGAUGAGAAGAAAUCGCAUAGUAUUUUUACCUCAAACUAAAAUUUGAACUUCAGAUCUCCUGAUUCUUAGCUUUAUCAUUUCAUCACGAGGUCACACCUUUGGAUAUUUUUUGGGUUCUUGUCUUCUUGAUGGACUAAUCUGUUAUGUUUUGCAAGUGUUUUUUGGUAGACCGA
This is a messenger RNA of Lycium ferocissimum, 906 nucleotides long. Its product is annotated as protein S40-4-like. The record is from RefSeq and is a predicted model, not a curated record. The transcript has a single exon. Lineage: Eukaryota; Viridiplantae; Streptophyta; Magnoliopsida; Solanales; Solanaceae. Bases 131 to 574 code for a protein of 147 amino acids.